Molecule: messenger RNA, 2532 nt
Organism: Fusarium venenatum
Lineage: Eukaryota; Fungi; Ascomycota; Sordariomycetes; Hypocreales; Nectriaceae
Product: glycoside hydrolase superfamily
Biological process (GO): xylan catabolic process
Cellular component (GO): extracellular region
Molecular function (GO): alpha-glucuronidase activity
Source: RefSeq, a predicted model, not a curated record
AUGAGGGUUUCAACUCUUCUCCUCGCCUUCUCCACCUGCGUCCUGGCAGAGGAUGGCUUGGACGGCUGGCUCCGAUACGCUCCCCUGCCAGCGCACCAAGUUUCAAGCCAUGCUAAAUCCUUGCCUCGCAACAUCCGUGUCAUUGGCGGCUCAAAAAAUAGCCCACUGCAAAGUGCUGCGUCCGAGCUUCAGAAGGGCUUCAGUGGCAUUCUCGACAUCGAUUUGAAGACCGCAGAAAGCAAAAAGACUUGCGACUUCGCCAAGACCAUAGUCGUCACUACUGUGGACAACCUGGAAAAGACAUGUCACGAUAAGCAGAAGCAUCCCAAACUGGAAGAGGAUGGAUACUGGCUCAGCACUUCCGACAACUCUGUCAAGAUCAUUGGUCAGAAUGAGCGCGGCGCCCUUUACGGCGCUUUCGAGUACCUGUCGAUGCUCGGUCAGGGCAACUUUAAACAUGUGGAGAAAGCCUCCAACCCCAGUGCGCCAAUUCGCUGGGCUAAUCAGUGGGAUAACCUCAACGCAAGCUCAACCCAUGGUUCCAUCGAGAGAGGUUACGGUGGUCCCUCCAUCUUCUUUGACGGCGUCAAGAACGUUCGAAAGGAUCUCUCACGCGUACCUCUUUUCGGUCGUCUUCUCGCUUCCAUUGGCAUCAACGCCGUAGUGAUCAACAAUGCCAACGCUGACGUGCGUCUCUUCAAUGAGGAAAACCGUGACGGUCUCGUCGAGAUUGCCGAUCUUCUUCGACCCUGGGGUGUUCAAGUUGGCCUUUCGCUCAACUUUGCCUCGCCUAACUUGCUCGGCGGCCUGGAUACCUUUGAUCCUCUUGACAAAAAGGUGAUCAAGUGGUGGCACGAUUUGACGGACGGACUCUAUGAGCGCAUUCCCGAUAUGGCUGGCUACUUGGUCAAGGCCAAUUCUGAGGGUCAGCCCGGCCCUAUCACCUACAACCGCACACUGGCGGAUGGCGCCAACAUGUUCGCCAAAGCCCUGGAGCCUCAUGGAGGAAUUGUCAUGUUCCGAGCUUUCGUCUACGACAAGCUCGACUGGACUGACUGGAAAGCUGACCGUGCCAACGCUGCUGUCGAGUUCUUCAGCGAGCUUGAUGGAAAGUUUGACGAUAACGUUGUUGUGCAAAUUAAGUACGGUCCCAUUGACUUUCAAGUUCGAGAACCGGUCAGCCCACUGUUCGCACAUCUUCGCAACACAAACAGUGCGAUUGAGCUGCAGAUCAGUCAGGAAUACCUAGGCCAACAAUGCCAUCUUGUGUAUCUGCCUCCACUGUGGCGAACCAUCCUUGACUUUGAUAUGCGUGUCGACGGCAAGAAGUCCAACGUCCGCGACAUUGUUUCCGGAAAGGUCUUCAAGCGCAAGCUGGGAGGCUACGCAGGUGUCACCAAUGUUGGGCUUGACAAGACUUGGCUAGGAAGUCAUCUAUCAAUGUCCAACCUUUAUGCGUUUGGUCGCAUGGCUUGGAACCCUCAAGCCGACCCUCAGGAAGUUCUCGAAGACUGGACCCGCUUGACCUUUGGUUUGGACAACAAGGUUCGAAAGGCAAUCACUGAGAUGUCUAUGGAAUCCUGGCCAGCGUACGAGAACUAUUCUGGUAACUUGGGUAUUCAGACUCUGACUGAUAUCCUCUAUGCCCAUUACGGACCUAACCCUGCCUCUCAGGACAACAACGGUUGGGGUCAAUGGACCAGGGCGACUCGCGAUCACAUCGGAAUGGACCGUACCGUAAAGAACGGAACUGGGAAUGCUGGUCAAUAUCCUGCUGAGGUGGCCGAGCGGUUCGAGAACCCUGAGACCACUCCCGAUGAUCUAAUGUUAUGGUUCCAUCACGUCCCUUAUGGUUUCAAGCUCCACUCUGGAAAGACUGUUAUCCAGCACUUCUAUGAUGCUCAUUACAAGGGUGCCAAUACAGCACAGACUUUCCCCAAGCUGUGGAAGUCACUCCAAGGAAAGGUCGACAGUGACCGGUUCAAGCAUGAGCUCUUCAGACUUAACUACCAGGCCGGCCACUCAAUUGUCUGGAGAGAUGCCAUUAAUGAGUUCUACCGUAACCUUUCUGGUAUUGCAGACACUCAAGACCGAGUCCGCAACCACCCUUACAGAAUCGAGGCUGAGAAGAUGGACCUUGAUAACUACCACACUGUCAACGUGACACCGACAGAAACAGCGUCAAAGUACGUUGCCGUAUACACAAACGGAACUGGAACAGCCACAACCAAGCUGAAGUUCAAGAAGGGAACCUACAAUCUCGCAGUGAACUACUACGAUGUUGCAAGGGGCAAGGCUACCUGGGCGGUAUACCUUAACAAACGACUGGUGGGCAAGUGGAUUGGAGAUAACGAAGAGAAGCUCGGACACUGGCCUAGCGACUUUCUCGACGGCCACUCCGCUACUCGAAUGACCUUUGAGGGAGUUAAGAUUAAGCCUGGUGAUGAGUUGACUAUCAUUGGAAAGGCUGAUGGUGCAGAGAAGGCCGCAUUGGAUUAUAUUUCGCUUCUGCCUGAGGGUGUCGUUGAUUGA